AUGAAGCUGAUGAUGGUCCUGAUGCUGGCUACCCUUCCCUUUUACUCCUAUGCAGGUUCUGGCUGUGUUCCCUUGGAGAGUGCCCUUAACAAGGUCAUUGAUCCUUCAGUUUCUGUGGAGGAAUAUACAACACAUCUUCAGAAGUACAUCCUCACUGAUGCCACUAAAGUCGCCGUGGAGGAGCUCAAACAGUGCUUCCUCAACCAAAGUAAUGAGACUCUGGCCAAUGUUCAGGUCUUGGAGUAUGCGAUAUUUGACAGCCUUUACUGUGCUGCGUAUUAG
Molecule: messenger RNA, 282 nt
Organism: Lepus europaeus (European hare)
Lineage: Eukaryota; Metazoa; Chordata; Mammalia; Lagomorpha; Leporidae
Product: mammaglobin-A-like
Exons: 3
Coding region: 1-282 (93 amino acids)
Biological process (GO): androgen receptor signaling pathway
Source: RefSeq, a predicted model, not a curated record